This is a messenger RNA of Geosmithia morbida, 300 nucleotides long. RefSeq lists its product as uncharacterized. The transcript has a single exon. The record is from RefSeq and is a predicted model, not a curated record. The coding region runs from base 1 to 300 and encodes 99 amino acids. Lineage: Eukaryota; Fungi; Ascomycota; Sordariomycetes; Hypocreales; Bionectriaceae.
AUGAGGCCGAGCAGACGGCCUGCAAGCUUCUCACGCUGGAGUUCUGGUCUCGCCGCAGCCACCCUCGGCGAUGACGACGACGGCCCCCGACACCGUCGUCAGCAUGCGCCACUCCUUCUACACCAGGUUCAGUUCAGGUCGGACCCCACCCUCGGCCUCGGCGCCAGGCUCUGGGGAGGCGACGAGGUCGCCGCCGCCAGACGCCAGACGACCUCCGACCACCAGGGAUGGAUGGUUCCUGCCAGACGUCACACCCCGCGAGGCGGUUGUCACCGUCAGCUCCAUGGGUGCGCUAUCUAA